Messenger RNA from Parastagonospora nodorum SN15, 423 nucleotides. RefSeq lists its product as hypothetical. Lineage: Eukaryota; Fungi; Ascomycota; Dothideomycetes; Pleosporales; Phaeosphaeriaceae. Bases 1 to 423 code for a protein of 140 amino acids. The transcript has 2 exons. The record is from RefSeq and is a predicted model, not a curated record.
AUGCCCUACCAAAAGCCACUUAACGCCAGUAGGCAGACAGGUGACUAUCACGAGAGCUUCAGUGCUUCACUGGGCUCGAUGGUCAAGUGGCGAUCCCGAGGACUUACGUCCAACGCCGUCUCAGUUGCCGAUUUCAUUAUGGGUCCGCGCUACGAGGCAUGGUCCGGGAAUGAUGCAAUCACUCAAGAUGCACAGGAGUCAGGACAACCCUCGCCUUGCCGUAUCUCACCAGCCAGGCCGACGCCGGAAACUCGGCCAGGAGGCAAAUCAUUUCUCCCAUCGUCCACCUGGAUGGAUUUGAGGACCUCCUCACCCGCUAUUUCGACCUCGCCGUCGGCUUACAGCUCCCUAUCAGCUGCGCCUCCAAGAACAGCAUCAAGCGAGCUGAUGGCCUCGGUCGACAACGAUUUCGCCCGCUCGUAG